Molecule: messenger RNA, 1410 nt
Organism: Fulvia fulva
Lineage: Eukaryota; Fungi; Ascomycota; Dothideomycetes; Mycosphaerellales; Mycosphaerellaceae
Exons: 4
Coding region: 1-1410 (469 amino acids)
Biological process (GO): regulation of DNA-templated transcription
Molecular function (GO): zinc ion binding; DNA-binding transcription factor activity, RNA polymerase II-specific
Source: RefSeq, a predicted model, not a curated record
AUGCCGCCAGCCCAGAUGCUGCCGAACGUCGUGAGUGGACCGAACGGGCAGAUGCGAUUUGCGCUUCCGCAGCAGCCAUUGCCGCAGAUGUCGGGAGGCAGACACAAGAAAGAAAUCAAGAGACGGACGAAGACAGGAUGCCUGACGUGUCGCAAGCGGCGUAUUAAGUGCGACGAAGGCUCACCGUCGUGUCGAAACUGCCAGAAGAGCAAACGCGAGUGCUUAGGCUACGACCCCAUUUUCAAGACACAGCCAGGUCCCGCCAACAUCCAGCCCGCACCGACAGGCAAUAAUCCGCAAGCCAGCGCGUCCGCGACCCCCAACACACUGCCCAUAAAUCCAUACCAGCAUCCACAGACCUACCCGGGACAGGGCGCUGGCGCAUACGCACCGGCUGCACGUCCUCCGCCGUACGGGUCAGAACCCGCCGGCCUCGAGCACAGCACGGCGUCGCUGGACCCAGCCCUGUCUGGUGGCGAUACAAACGCACACAUGGCGCACAACAACUACGCACCUCCACUGCAGCCUCAGCGGAAAGUGAAACCGGUCCAGAUAGAUGAGCUAUUUUGUCUCAAUGACAUUCCGCCACGUUACAACUUAAGGGAAGCGCCGCCGCCUGUAUCGCAAGCAAGCGCAACUGAGAUCGAGUCCUUCUACAAGUUUCAUUACGCCAGUGGGCUUGACCGACUGUUCGAGACAACAUGGUACACAGAACGUGGUCUCAACUAUGUGAAAAAUGACGCACUCCUCCAUGAUUUUGUAGCGCAAUGCGCCGAACAGUUCAAGUCCAGGUCGCAGGCAGACAGCUCGGAUGGCAAGCCUUUACGAUCGCUCGAGGCGAGGCUGGUAUGGCAGCUUGCAGCCAUGCCACGAUUCGCGGCGUCCACCGCCAACGGGUCGGGUGCUGAUCCGGCUGUGUACGAACUGUUGCCUCGAAUAGACGCCAUGGAGAAUCUCCUGACCGGCCAAUACCUGGACCCAAGUAGAAUACCUUCACCACCUCAGCAGCCGCCGCCGAGUGAAAGCAGAGACUCGCAACAAGCUAACCAGAAGUACAACGAGCUCUUCUUCUGGCAUCACCUGGCCAGAUUCGUUGCAGUACGGGACGACAACCCUGCUGCGCUGAAAGACGUCUCGGAUGCAUUACUCACACUUCGCAACGUUCUUAAUAUGCUUGAGAAUCGCGACGUGCUAUACUCCAUGGCCAUCACCCGACACAUCGGCGGUCGAAUGCCUGAUUUCCACCCUCAACGGCAUUUGGUCACUUCAACCAACGAUCCCAACGACGAUGUCAACAAGCUGAAAGUGGCACAACAGUUUGUUGAGGACGAAGACCAGAGAGGGACGACACAUGUCAUCCAGAGAAUGUGCAGUAUGGCAAUCAGGUCUUGGAUGCUACAGAAGCAAUAG